Molecule: messenger RNA, 663 nt
Organism: Botrytis deweyae
Lineage: Eukaryota; Fungi; Ascomycota; Leotiomycetes; Helotiales; Sclerotiniaceae
Exons: 1
Coding region: 1-663 (220 amino acids)
Source: RefSeq, a predicted model, not a curated record
AUGGCCAAUAGACAUCAGAACAACUCCAAAUCAUUCAGAUCCCUCGUUCCAAAUAUCGACAUGGGUCCUCUUCUAGGCACCCAACGCUCAUGGAACGAUAUCGAGAAAGCUGUGUCAGCAGAAAAGCAAAGAGAGGAAGCAAGCAAGUCGCCUGCCCAAAAAGCCAAGGAGCAGCAUGAACGAGAAGCAAAGCUUGCUAGACACGCUAGACGUAUGCAAAAUCGUGUCAAGAUUGAACGUAUGAGAGGAACACCAUGGGAUACCGAGCUAAAGGCGACAGAUAAAGCGGCGGAAAGUCUAUUCAAUUUCAUCAAAGCACAAGAACAAGCCCGACAUUCCAACAAAUGGGGAAGUAAGAUUGCAUCUAAACUCCAUUCGAAAGCAACACAAGAGCGAAUCGAAGCGGAUGCGAAACAGAUGCUAGUGUUGGAGAGGAACUUUGAUAUGGCUAGAAAGGCGGAAGAAGAGCGUUGGCUACAGGAACUAGGCGAGGAUCGCAGUGCGAGAAACGCCAAGAUACAUGUGGAGAGUUGUAUGACAUCAGUAAGUGGUCUACAACGAGGAGGCUCUUGGUGCGAGGACUGUCGGUAUGAUUGUGCACUUGCUUUUUAUGCGGAAGAGAAAGAGCAAAGUAGGCUUAGGGCUGAUUAUUAUCGAAAUUAG